CUCGAAACCCACCCCUCCAUGUCUCUCGUCAGGCAACGCCUCGCCUCUCUCGCUCGCCCCCUCUCCUCCUCCUCCUCCUCCUCCUCUUUUUCGUCCACCACAAGGCUUCCCCUCCGCCACCUCGACCCCGCCGCCGGCGACGUCGCCGCCACAGUCCAGCUCUACUCAUGGGGCCGCGGCGCCUCCGGCCAGCUCGGCGGCGGCAUCGAGGAGGUCCGAAUGUAUCCAGCUCCUGUCGCCGGCCUCCCCCUCCCUCCUUCCUUCUCCCUCUCUCCUGUCCCAGGCAGACUCCAUGGCUCUGGCCGCACCGACUCAUCGCCGGCCUCCGAUGCUGCCAUUGAGGUCGGCAUUUCGUGCGGACUAUUUCAUUCUUCGGCGGUUGUCGAUGGUAAGCUAUGGAUAUGGGGAAAGGGCGACGGCGGACGCCUUGGCCUUGGUCACGAGAACCCGGUCUUCUUGCCGACUUUGAAUCCUAACCUGGACGUUGUUCGGUGCAUUGCUCUCGGUGGUCUUCACUCAGUCGCGCUGGAUUCGCUUGGUCGGGUUUUCACUUGGGGGUAUGGCGGUUUCGGAGCGCUUGGGCAUUCUGUGUAUCAUAGAGAGCUCUUGCCGAGAUUGGUGGAGGGGUCGUGGAAUGGGAGGAUUUGCCAUAUUGCGACUAGUGGCACUCAUACUGCUGCUCUCACAGAAGCAGGCGAGCUGUAUACCUGGGGUCGAGAAGAAGGAGAUGGUAGAUUAGGCCUUGGUCCUGGUCGGGGACCAGAUCAAGCAGGUGGCCUCAGUAUUCCCUGCAAAGUAAAGGCGCUACCUGUACCCAUGUCAUCUGUUUCUUGUGGUGGUUUUUUCACCGUGGCAAUAACUGAGGAGGGUCAAGUUUGGAAUUGGGGAGCUAACUCAAAUUAUGAACUUGGAAGGGGUAACAAAGCUGGUGGCUGGGAACCAAAACCCAUCCCAAGUCUUGAACAUGUUUGCACCAUUCAGAUAGCCAGUGGUGGAUAUCAUUCACUUGCUUUAACAGAUGAUGGAAAGGUUUUCUCCUGGGGUCAUGGUGGGCAUGGUCAGUUGGGCCAUUCUUCUAUCCAGAGUCAGAAAGUUCCUACAGUGGUCGAGGCAUUAGCUAAUGAGCAUGUCAUCUUUAUUGCUUGUGGAGGUUCAACUUCAGCAGCUAUAACUGAUGAAGGGAAAUUAUACAUGUGGGGAAAUUGUAAAGAUUCUCAACUUGGAGUUCCUGGGUUGCCGGAGGUGCAUCCUACUCCUGUUGAAGUGAAGUUCUUGAGCGAAGAUGAUGGAAUGGGGCCCUGUAGCGUGUUAUCCGUUGCAAUUGGUGCUUCUCAUGCAAUGUGUUUGGCUUCCAGGACAGGUCUUGAUACAUCUGUCUCAAAGGAUAACCAAACGGGUACUGACUGGCAAAACAGAAAGGAUAAUUAGAUAAGUUCUUAAAGUGAUGAGGUGACGAACUUUUGUAUGCAAAUCCAUGUACUGUUACGUCUGAUGGCUGGAAGAGUUUGCGAACUUUCGAGAGCGCGGUAGCUUUUAAAUUUCCCCAUCUUCACAAGGCAAUUAUGGUGUGGGUGGGGGGCGGUGGACCUAAGAAAGCAGGCCUGUCUUUCUGCAAGGGAGCCACCAUUAUGCCAAGCUUGUGAUUCUAGAAUGUCCUUGGAAAUCUGUUUAGCAGGAUUCAGAUGCGGGGUUGGUGUUUGAAAACAAGAUGAACUGACGGAGUUGUAGUUCUCAAUACUAGUAUUAUGAUGCUUGAUUCGUAAGAC
Rhodamnia argentea is the source of this 1766-nucleotide messenger RNA. Its product is annotated as RCC1 domain-containing protein RUG3, mitochondrial. The record is from RefSeq and is a predicted model, not a curated record. The transcript has 6 exons. Bases 19 to 1428 code for a protein of 469 amino acids. Lineage: Eukaryota; Viridiplantae; Streptophyta; Magnoliopsida; Myrtales; Myrtaceae.